Balaenoptera acutorostrata (minke whale) is the source of this 1007-nucleotide messenger RNA. It is a transcript of the gene FNDC8, whose product is annotated as fibronectin type III domain containing 8. Gene Ontology annotation, cellular component: nucleus. Bases 1 to 966 code for a protein of 321 amino acids. The record is from RefSeq and is a predicted model, not a curated record. Lineage: Eukaryota; Metazoa; Chordata; Mammalia; Artiodactyla; Balaenopteridae. The transcript has 4 exons. Gene Ontology annotation, molecular function: protein binding.
AUGGCAUCAGAGACACUCUACAAAGUGGGAGAUGGGGAGGAGACCAUGCUGAAGAAGGAAACCCUCAACGUUUUGAACACACUCAACCAAAUGUCGAAGCCCUUUCCAAACCCCAAGUCUAUGAACAGGACCGUCACUACCAAAGGACUCCCACUUUCCUCAAGGGGCAGUUUGGUUAACUCCUUGAAGGAAGAUGCCAUCAAUCUACCGAAGCAGAUGCCAACGGAGGAUUCUGAAUGCAGCUCCGAUGACGCCAGCAUCUCCCCCGUGUCAUCCACUUUGUUGAAUCCCAUCAAAUUGGCCGUGACCCAGCCCAAUAGCAGCUUCUUUGCAGGGAUGCUGGAGGGCGAGCUGAACAAACUCAGCUUCUCCUCGAUGGGCAAGAGUACAGAAAAGGGGGACCUGGCCCUCUGCCCCCAAUCUAAGUCCCAAAUAGCCCCUGGUGGCCUGCUGGACCUUGACAACCCUGAGGUGGACACAGAUACCUCCUCAACGCCCUCAGAGUCCUCCGUGGUCCUGGAUGUGCCGGAGGCGCCCUUCAUCUGUGAACAUACGGUCAGCGAUUCCACGGCUGUGAUUUCCUGGACCUACGCCCCAGGCAAGCAGCAGGUCAGUUUCUACCAGGUCCUGUUGCAGGAGGUGGUCAGGAAAAAUGAUAGUGAGAUGCCCAAGGCAAAGAAUCGCCCAUGGAUCUUCAAUAAGAUCUUGGGCACCACCGUCAAGCUGAUGGAGCUGAAGCCUAACACGAGUUACUGCCUGACUGUCCGCGCAGCCAACGUCGCUGGGGUGGGGCAGUGGUGCAAGCCCUACAAAUUUGCAACCGUGGCUACAGACUUGAACAGCUUCCCCGAGAACAAUCCCAUCCUGAUCACCGUGCGGCGCAAGGAACCCCAGCGGAAAACCAUGUCCGUCGGGUUGGAGGACAUGCGGAGGCUAGAAGAUCUGGAAUACCUCUUUCCCUACUAAGGGGGAGGGUCCCAGGAAGCCCCUCACCUACUUUCAGCUUC